Molecule: messenger RNA, 2003 nt
Organism: Stereum hirsutum FP-91666 SS1
Lineage: Eukaryota; Fungi; Basidiomycota; Agaricomycetes; Russulales; Stereaceae
Exons: 6
Coding region: 18-1535 (505 amino acids)
Biological process (GO): tRNA-type intron splice site recognition and cleavage
Cellular component (GO): tRNA-intron endonuclease complex
Source: RefSeq, a predicted model, not a curated record
CUGCACGCCACAGAGCCAUGGACGAUCUUUUGGAGAAACCCCAAGCUAGUGCACCAAUAACAGACCCUCAAGAUGACGAGGCAGAUCAGUCCUCUGGUGACGAAGAUGGCGGACUCGAUUGGACAAAAUUACCGACGGGCACAUCAGCUCGCCCUGCAAUUCCAAAACGAGGAGAGAAAGACUUUGAACCUGCAGAAGGCGGAGAGUCUGGAUGGCAGCGCUACAACCUUGAUCGAGCUCGCGCAGCUAUGUUCGAUGCUUUGAGGGCCACAAGAGCAAUAUCAAGUAAAUCGGUGAGCUACGGUGUGUGGUAUCCAUCGCUUGGUCGCACCCAUAUCACUGUGGCGCGAGGUGGCCACUUUACUUCCAUGGGCCACUCGGUCGCCCGUUCGUCUCCUCAAGCUCCCGAUCACAAGACCCCAAAACGCUUGGAGCUCCUCCCAGAAGAAACGCUGUUUCUUGUGGAAAAGGGCGCUCUGUUUUGCUGGAAGAAUACAACUGAGCUUCUCAUUGUGGACUUCGGGGAUCGGGAGGAAGCUCCGCACGGUGCACCAAUGUCGGUGCAACAGGCAUUUGCCGAGUUGCUCGGGCAAGAGAAUCUCUCUCUGGAGAAAUAUCAGGUAUUCUCAUAUCUUAAACGACUGGGAUAUGUUGUUACAAGGGCCAAGCCGCCAUCAUCAGCAUACCCGAUGGCGGCCCCGUAUCCUCCCUCAGUUACUUCGUCCUCUCGGCAUUCCUCAAUCUUUCGGCGAGUAUAUCACUAUAUAUCCGGGAAAUUAACUUGGUUGUUCUGCUCUCUGUUCCGCCCUACCUUCCACUGGUGGCAGCCUAUAACCCACAGUCGAUGGGCGCACCACAAUAUGAGUUACGCUUCCAUCUUCAAGUCUUUACGUUUCAUUUCAUCCGGGCACUCAGUCCCGCUCCGACCAAAGCCACCUUCGGAGCCAAAAUUACCUUACGAAGUUUUUUGGCAUCUCUACAAACCCUCGACAGCGUUCAAGAAAUCCUCUCCACCUCCCCCUGAUUUUUCUAUCGUCGUAGUCAACGCGCGCACAACACCCAUUCCAACGCUUGCCGAACUAACUGCUCUAUACAGCACGUUACCUACAUUACCUCCUCCGCUCCCUCGUCAGAGACGCCCGCCUCCGUCCGCAUCUACUACAACUCCUGCCGUUUCCACGACCGCGCAGACAGCCCUGACGGAGCCUUCAAAAUCCACCGCUCCUCUCACGACAACUGCAAUAAAAACGACGCCUACCACCGAAACUGCUUCAUACCCGAAGAAGAGUUCACCAGAACAUGGUAGCCCUCCCACUGUUUCAAUCUUCCAGCGCCUUUUCUCUCUCCUCCCUUUCGUCUCGGCACCAGCCACGACUACGCCCACAGUGCCCUUAGGUCCGCCACCCCGGAGAGUCAACCCAUUUAUGGCUCUACGUCAAGGCAACAAAACUGUGGUGAUUGCAGCCGUGGACGCCGGAGUCAUUUCUUUCUAUAGAUUCGGGGAGGGUAAUUUCGAAGAGUGGCCUAUGGUGUAGAGUAUCACGGGGUCAUGGUCGCGAACGCGAUAGGAGUUCCUUCGAGGUAGAAACGGUGUCGUUUGUGACCUCUGAUAACUUGAGAGAAAGGCGACGUUCGGUCCAAAGGCGUGGUGUAGUGGAUGACAAUCUGACGCCAAUGGCUGCAGACCUGGCAAAGGACCUGGGGACCGAUCUGAAACUUUAUCUGCUGCCGAGAUGUAGUAGAGACAUCCAAACAGGUCAUGAAGAUUUCAGAUAGGGUCUCUGGUGGGAGAUGGCGAACGGAGCAUAUGAUGGUAGACCAGCUCCUGACCUCAGCGCGUAGCGUCUCCCGCUGUGCGACAAGAUCAUUCAUAGCCAAUUCAUAGCCCGACAUAUGUGAGUGAUUUUUCGUCCAUGCGAGACAAUGAGAGAACGUCACGAUAUUCCUUCCGUGCCUUCGGGAGAUGGAGGCGAGUUCCCGGUUCUGAGGGGCGCCAAUCGACC